AUGGUAAGCGGGCCUCUUUUUCUCUGUAGAAGGCAUUCAUGGCCGGCGGAGGAGUAUGUUAGUCGGUCGACGUUGCAGCAGCUGGACUUUGAUGGUGGUGCACCGCCGCGACUGGCUUGGAGGAGGAGGUUGAAUAGUCAUGCCAACAGGCUCAAGGAAUUUAGCGUGACCUUUAUUGAAGCUAUGAAAAUGAUGACUCUAGGCCUUCGUCUUUGGUCAUAUGUCCGUGAAGAGGCUUCUCAUGGAAGGAAAGCUCCAAUAGAUCCGUUCACCAGGGAAAGUUGCAAACCCUCAGCUUCCCAAGGGGUUCCUCUUGGAGGGAUGGGAAGUGGAAGCAUAUCACGGGGUUUUAGAGGGGAGUUUAAGCAUUGGCAAAUUCUUCCUGGUUUAUGUGAUAUGUCACCGGUCAUGGCGAAUCAAUUUUCUAUUUUCAUUUCUAGGGAUGGAGGAAACAAGAAAUUCUCAUCUGUAUUAGCCCCAGGACACCAUGAAGGCAUAAAGAAAGUUGGGGAUCAAGGAAUUUCAUCAUGGGACUGGAACCUUGGUGGUCAGCAUUCCACAUAUCAUGCUUUGUUUCCUCGGGCAUGGACUGUCUAUGAUGGUGAACCUGAUCCAGACCUUAAAAUCUCAUGCCGCCAAAUAUCACCAUUCAUACCUCAUGAUUAUCGGGAAAGUAGUCUUCCUGCGUGUGUAUUUGUAUAUACUCUGGUGAAUACUGGGAGGGAAAGGGCGAAGGUCAGCUUGCUCAUGACUUGGACGAAUUCUAUCGGGGGAGUUUCUCACCAGACUGGGGGCCAUGUCAAUGAACCAUUCAUAGGAGAUGAUGGAGUAUCCGGUGUGCUCCUACAUCACAAGACUGCUAAAGAUAACCCCCCUGUAACUUUUGCAAUAGCUGCAUCCGAAACUCAAAAUGUAAAUGUCACUGUUUUGCCGAGUUUUGGGCUCUCUGGUGAGAACUGUGUUACAGCCAGGGACAUGUGGGCUGCCAUGGUGCAGGAUGGACAUUUUGAGCGGCAAAACUUUAAUUCUGGUCCUAGCAUGCCUUCUUCGCCCGGUGAUACACCAUGUGCAGCAGUUUCAGCGUCUACUUGGGUUGAACCUCAUGGGAAAUGCACUGUCGCAUUUGCUUUGUCUUGGGCAUCACCUAAAGUAAAAUUUCAGAAGGGAUGCACAUAUCAUAGGCAAUACACAAGAUUUUAUGGAACCUCUGAGAGAUCUGCUGUUGAUUUGGUGCAUGACGCAUUAAAGAAAUAUAAAUGGUGGGAGGAAGAAAUUGAAAAGUGGCAAAAUCCUAUUCUGAAGGAUGUUAGGCUUCCGGAAUGGUACAAAUUUACCUUAUUCAAUGAACUUUACUUUUUGGUUGCCGGAGGAACAGUUUGGACAGAUGGUGGCGCACCCGUCUUUGAUGAAAAAUUAAGUAUUGGUAAAAAUAACAAGUCCUCUAAAAAUGCGAACAGGGAAGGAAAAUCUGUUUCCAAAAAACUCAAGGGAGGUACAAUUCCUGAACCUACUAUUGAAGACAGUGGGCCAAGGUAUGAUGAUGAGAAGGUAGUUAGUGGUUCCAAUGUAGGACAGGAAUUUGUUGACAGCGACACGGAAUGCAGAAACAAUGAAUUUGCAGAUCCUCCUAAUUCACGAGAUGAUCCUGAUAACGUGGGCAGAUUUUUAUACUUGGAAGGAGUUGAGUACAUCAUGUGGUGCACAUAUGAUGUUCAUUUUUAUGCAUCUUUUGCUCUGCUGGAUCUCUUUCCCAAAAUUGAGCUAAGCAUCCAGAGAGAUUUUGCGCGGGCAGUACUGUAUGAAGACAGAAGAAAAGUCAAGUUCUUAGCUGAUGGUAACUGGGGAAUCCGCAAAGUUAAAGGUGCUGUUGCCCAUGAUCUAGGAACACAUGAUCCUUGGCUUGAAAUGAAUGCAUAUAACAUUCACGACACAAGCAAAUGGAAGGAUCUCAAUCCCAAGUUUGUGCUUCAGGUCUAUAGGGAUUUCGCUGCGACCGGCGACAUGGCUUUCGGGAGGGAGGUAUGGCCAGCAGUGUGUGCUGCCAUGGACUACAUGAAUCAAUUUGAUCGCGAUGGCGAUGGCCUUAUUGAGAAUGAUGGUUUCCCAGAUCAAACUUAUGAUGCUUGGACAGUUCAUGGCAUCAGUGCUUAUUGUGGGUGUCUUUGGCUUGCUUCGCUCCAAGCUGCCACCGCAAUGGCUCAUCGACUAGGAGAUCAUGCUUAUGCCGAGAAAUGUACAAUAAAAUUUUUGACGGCGAAGCAAGCCUUUGAAUCGAAGCUAUGGAAUGGUUCUUAUUUUAAUUAUGACAGUGGAAACAGCAGCAACAGUAAGUCCAUACAAGCAGAUCAAUUAGCAGGGCAAUGGUAUGCUGCAUCAUCUGGAUUGCCCUCUCUUUUUGAUGAAACCAAAAUAAGAAGCACACUUCAGAAAAUAUUUGACUUCAAUGUGAUGAAGGUAAAAGGAGGGAGAAUAGGGGCAGUCAAUGGAAUGCAUCCUAAUGGGAAAGUGGAUGAAUCUUGCAUGCAAUCCCGGGAAAUAUGGACUGGAGUGACCUAUGCUUUGUCUGCCACCAUGGUUCUUGCUGGCAUGGAGGAGCAAGCUUUUACUACUGCUGAAGGCAUUUUCACUGCGGGGUGGUCGGAGGAAGGACACGGGUACUGGUUCCAGACUCCUGAAGGAUGGACGAUUGAUGGGCACUACCGUUCCCUCAUCUACAUGCGCCCACUUGCUAUCUGGGCAAUGCAGUGGGCUCUAUCUCCCCCAAAAGCAAUCGUUGAAGCUCCCAAAGUAAAUAUCAUGGAGAGAAUCUACAUAUCCCCCCUCACUCUGAGAGCCAUACAUGAAAAUGGAGUAAGAAAAAUUCCACCCAAAAAUAGUUGUUUUCGUAAUUCUGUUUUCCAUUGUGAUUGCUGAUUAAGCAAAUAGCAGAGUUAAGCCAAUUCAUUUGUGUAGAAGUAGCUAUUAGACCCUCUAAACAUUCUUAACACCCCAAGAACCCAACUGAGGACAUGUGAGAAGCCAUCUAUAUACUGUAUAUUUCAUAAGGUCUUUUUCUUCUGAAACUGUCAUCCAAGAAUUAGAUCUGUUUUUUUUUUUUUUAUGUUGAUUAUGAUGAAAAACUAAGCUUUUAUGAGUGAAUUUAUGAGGGGGAGAGCUUUGGUGGA
Molecule: messenger RNA, 3164 nt
Organism: Dendrobium catenatum
Lineage: Eukaryota; Viridiplantae; Streptophyta; Magnoliopsida; Asparagales; Orchidaceae
Product: non-lysosomal glucosylceramidase
Exons: 18
Coding region: 1-2913 (970 amino acids)
Biological process (GO): carbohydrate metabolic process; glucosylceramide catabolic process
Cellular component (GO): membrane
Molecular function (GO): glucosylceramidase activity; beta-glucosidase activity
Source: RefSeq, a predicted model, not a curated record